UGUACCAUCACACCUGGCAAUGUUUUUUCCUAUAUGAAAAUGAAUGAGGAGCCUACAACUUUUACUACACUGAAUGAGAAUUAUCAGCAGAAACACACAAUGAAAAAAGGGGGUUGCUCACCUUUUCCAUGGAGGCUUAUUUCUUGUGUGCUUGGUGUCAUGUUCCUUCUCCUGAUGGUUGCAACCAUUACAAUGGCUUUUUUUACUGCAAACUCAUUUUCUGAAAGAACAUCUUCCUCAAUGCAACAAAAAGGACCUUGCUGUCAUCCUUGUCCAAAGAAUUGGGUCUGGUUCCGAUGCAAUUGUUAUUACUUCUCCAAGGAACAGUUAUCUUGGAGGGAGAGUCAAAAUGUCUGCUUAUCUCUAAAUUCCAGCCUCCUAAAGAUAAACAGAGAUGAGAUGAAUUUCUUCUCUUUGAACUCUUUCUUUUGGAUUGGAGCCUACUAUAAUGAAAUUUUCCAUCAGUGGGUAUGGGAAAAUGAUUCAGCUCUGCCCCCUUAUUUGUUUCAGCUUCCUAGACCUCAGAUGCAACAAGCCUGUCUAUCUUACAAAUCAAAAGAAAUUUAUUUUUCUGAAACAUGUAAAGAGAAACAAGGCUACAUUUGUAAGAAGCACCUUAUUUAUCCUACAAUGUCAUAAUAGAGAUGAAAGUUACUUUUUUUAAUCCCAUGUCCUGACAGCACUGCCAAGCUUUAUACAUAAAAUAAUGUAAAUUUAUAUCUUUGAUAUAAUAAAAAUGAUAUCUAUACAAAUACA
Marmota monax (woodchuck) is the source of this 756-nucleotide messenger RNA. RefSeq names its product killer cell lectin-like receptor subfamily E member 1. Lineage: Eukaryota; Metazoa; Chordata; Mammalia; Rodentia; Sciuridae. The coding region runs from base 34 to 639 and encodes 201 amino acids. The record is from RefSeq and is a predicted model, not a curated record. The transcript has 7 exons. Gene Ontology annotation, biological process: positive regulation of natural killer cell mediated cytotoxicity; stimulatory C-type lectin receptor signaling pathway.